Messenger RNA from Pundamilia nyererei, 2130 nucleotides. It is a transcript of the gene tspan13a, whose product is annotated as tetraspanin 13a. Bases 163 to 771 code for a protein of 202 amino acids. Gene Ontology annotation, cellular component: membrane. The record is from RefSeq and is a predicted model, not a curated record. The transcript has 6 exons. Lineage: Eukaryota; Metazoa; Chordata; Actinopteri; Cichliformes; Cichlidae.
CCUCAGCUGACAAAUCAGCGCGCAGGAUCUCUCCAGGAAGCACCUGUCGGGUCUCCACCUGCAGAUCAGCAGGUACAGCCACCCUUAGCGUCAAGAGAGGCACGCCGAGAGAGCUGGAGGAGAAGAAAUCUCGUUUUUAAACGUUUUGUCCCGAGAGCAGCGAUGGUUUGCGGCGGAUUCGUUUGCACCAAGAACGCACUCAGCGCGCUCAACAUCCUUUAUGUGCUGGUGAGCCUGUUGCUGAUUGGCGUGGCAGCCUGGGGGAAAUGGUUUGGCCUGGUCUCCAGUAUCCAGGUGGUGGCAGGGGUCAUCGGCGUGGGAGUCUUCCUGUUCUUUGUUGCCUUUGUGGGUCUGUGCGGUGCCCUAAAGCACCACCAGGUCCUGCUCUUCUUUUACAUGAUGGUUCUCUCCAUAGUGUUUGUGCUGCAGUUUUCAGUGUCCUGUGCAUGUCUGGCUCUCAAUAAAGAUCAACAGAACUUGCUGCUGGAGGCCGGAUGGAACAAGUCUAAAGGCACACAGAAGGACCUGGAGAGGACUCUAAACUGCUGCGGCUUCUCUCAAGUGGACAACAGCUCGUGUCCUGCUGUCUGCGUUAACACUUCAUCUUGUGUGGCCUGCGCAGACAUCCUCCAGAAUUAUGCCGGGCAGGUGCUGCAGUUUGUUGGCGGCAUCGGCCUCUUCUUCAGUUUCACAGAGGUCCUUGGAGUCUGGCUCACCCACAGAUACAGAAACCUCAAAGAUCCUCGAUCCAAUCCCAGAGCCUUCCUGUAACCGAUCGCAUGUAAAUCAACCCAAAAGUGCGCCGCUGAAUCAUUUUUUUCCUUUUGUUUCGUAAACCGAAGUUAUCUCUGUGUUUGUAAGUUCUAAAACGAGUCUGCAACUUUUGAUGCACAGUCGGGAUUAAAAUCCUGCAUCCUUUGAAAGCACGAAGCCUCACAGCUGAAAUGAUUCAAACCGUAUCAUACUCUGGCCUUACCUAAACUUUGGCUGUUUAAUAUCUGCACACUUUUAAAAUUGUACGCAUUUGACAGGAAAUGAGGAAAAAAUAAUGGAUCCAGCUUUAGCUUAGAUAUUACUCGUAAGAAAAGAUGCCUGCCGUGGCUCUGGCCCAGGAGCUUCUCACUGUGAGGCAACAGUUUUACCUACGGAGUCCCUGCCAUGUUUAUUACUAAUGACACAGUGAAUCAACAUGGCAUAAAAGCUCCCUGUGUAAAUGGUGCAGGCAGUAAAAUGUUGUGCAAUGUUAGAAAAGUACGAUUGCAAACAAGGUUUUAAUUUUAUUAGACGUCUGUGUUAUUCAAUGCUUCGCUCUCUGUAAGCUGACAUGUCAUUGUCACAAAGUGAUCAUGAAUUCAACUUCUUGCUUGAAUUAUUUCAUCUUUAAAGGUUUCAGUCUUUCUUUUAUAACUUUUGUUUUUUUCUCACUGUGAACAUUGUGAAUUCUUCUUCUCAUUUAAUUUCUAGGAUGAAAACACCGAUAGGACUCGUGUACUGUAUAUAAGCCGGCUUGUGCUGAAACAUGUUAAUCAGCUGUGUGCUCGUAUAAGGCACGUGCUGUUUGACGUGUGCUGGACUUUUCUCUUUGUCAGGACGUCACCAGGAGCUACAAUCAACUUUGGUCUCGAGUGCGACAUAAGCAACAUGCUGCUGCUCACACUUCUCUAAAUGAACUGUUCUUUUUUCCCUGUUAUGCUUCUGUCAUUACUUUCUCACAGAUAUAUUUGAAGUCAGGAUUCUUGUCUUACUUAUGUCUCUGUUAAAGAAGGAGACCAAGUAUGAGUGGUUAUUUACUGAAAUGGAGAUAAUCUUAUGUCAUGUGAUCGUAGUAAUCCAAGCUUCUGUUGACUGUGGGCUUGAAAAUGAUGUCUUUUUGAAGGAUGGUCAGUCAUAUACUUUUCUUUUUCGAUGCAUGUUACUGUCAUAACUCUCACUGGUUCUGGUAUUUAUGUGAAGGCAGUCAUCAUCAAGUUAAGCUGAUUUAACACUCAUCAGGCCUCUGCUGACUCAUUUACAGUUGGAGUUGGGGUUUAGGUUAAGUUAAAGUCUCCUGUUUGUUUUUUAGAAAACCAAAUGUGAAAGCUGUUAAUGGAAAAACGCUGUCAAAAUAAAUGUUUAAGACUUCAUUUGAAA